Molecule: messenger RNA, 1208 nt
Organism: Paramisgurnus dabryanus
Lineage: Eukaryota; Metazoa; Chordata; Actinopteri; Cypriniformes; Cobitidae
Product: adenosine receptor A3-like
Biological process (GO): G protein-coupled adenosine receptor signaling pathway
Cellular component (GO): plasma membrane; dendrite; synapse
Molecular function (GO): G protein-coupled adenosine receptor activity
Source: RefSeq, a predicted model, not a curated record
UUUUGUCUGCACUCUUAUCUCUCUAUAAGCUCUUAUUAUAAUGGCUGUUGAUGGAAGAUAUAUUUUCAUAGGUUUUGAAGUUCUUAUAGCUAUAGGUUGUUGUCUGGGCAAUCUGCUGGUGAUAUGGGCCGUGUGGAAGAGCGGAGCUCUAAAUCAACCCACCUUCUGUUUGAUCGUAUCACUGGCGAUGGCUGAUUUUUUGGUUGGAUGUGUGGUUGUUCCGCUUUCUGUAGUCGAGGUGCUCAAAGUUGAAAUGCCUUUCCAUGCGUGUCUCUUUAUAAAUUGCGUUCUCAUUGUACCACUUCAAGCCUCAGUGUUUACCCUACUGGCUAUUGCUUUGGAUCGAUACCUAAGAGUUUGUAUUCCCUUUAGGUAUAAGUCUACAGUAACUAAAAGAUGCUCUUGGGUUCUUGCUGCUGUGUGCUGGAUGUUGGCGUGUCUGCUCGGCUUCUUACCAAUGUUUGGAUGGUACAAUCGUGACACUUUGAAACACAACUCCACCUUAAAGUGUGAAUUUAAAGCCGUCAUUCCCCUUUCAUACCUGGUCAACUUUAUUUUCUUUGGUAUCUUUAUGCCUCUGUUGGCCAUUAUGGUUGCUUUGUAUUGUUACAUCUUUUUUAAAGUUAGAUGGCUGAAGGGAAAAACGGGUAUUGCUGAAUCUGGUGCGUAUAACCAUAAGGAACACAAACUGGCCGGAUCACUGGUUUUGGUUUUGGCUCUGUGUGUUGCAUGCUGGCUUCCUUUACACACCAUGCACGCCAUUAAUUUCUAUGGCCGGCGUAUACGAGUGCCUUCUGAUGUCAUUUAUUUUGGUGUCAUAGUAUCUCAUGCUAACUCACUGAUCAAUCCUGUUGUAUAUGCCCUGAGGAUACCUAAGAUUAAGGCGGAGUUCAGGAAGAUUUGGAGAAGCCUGAUUGGCCCACAGCAGCAGACUACAGAGUCAUUGGAGAUAUAAAGUUACAGUGAAAUUCAAUCAGGUUCAGUGGUGUCAAUUCAACUAAUUAUGUUCUAAUCGGCUUGGGGAACAAGCGCAGAAUUUAAAGGGCACCUAUUAUGCAAAAUGUAUUGAGUGUGAAUAAAAAAAACACCCCUUUUCUUUCCCCAUUAAACCAGAGCAGUCUCAUCAGAUAUGCUGUUUUGAUCUCUUGUUGUUAAUGUGAUGUCACUCUGAUAAAGCCCCGCCCACGGCCAAUGCCUGAUUGGUUAAU